Messenger RNA from Medicago truncatula (barrel medic), 2438 nucleotides. RefSeq names its product zinc finger protein ZAT4. The transcript has a single exon. NCBI's taxonomy places the organism in Eukaryota, Viridiplantae, Streptophyta, Magnoliopsida, Fabales, Fabaceae. The coding region runs from base 411 to 1961 and encodes 516 amino acids. The record is from RefSeq and is a predicted model, not a curated record.
AAAGAAAGAGUGGAAGAGAGAAAUCAACGCUUAAUAAACACUAUUUUUUGUUUUGUUUUGUUUUUCUCUCUUUGCCUUAGCUUGUUAAUAUCCAUCAUUAGCAACAAAGUUAACAACACAAUACAAUACAACUCUUCAAGUUUUGAUUUUUUCUUCAAAACUCAACUACCCAAGAAGCUACUACUACUAAUAGUAGUAACCAUAACCAAAGUUGCUUUGCUUCACUACUCAUUCAUUCUCUCUCUCUCUCUCUUGCCACUCUUUCUUUCUUUCUUUCUUUCUUUUUCUGCCUUAGAUCUUGCACUACCUUUGAAUUUUGUUCAAGUGAUGCAGUUUUUUAGCUCUAUUCAAUUCUGAUCUAACUUCUCACACUUUUCCUUCUUUUCCUUUUCCUUUUUGAUCUGUUUUCAAUGGAAGAAGAUCAAAUUCAAGAAUUCAAACAUGCUUGCAAAUUCUGUAGCAAAAGCUUUCCUUGUGGUAGAUCUUUAGGAGGUCACAUGAGGUCUCAUAUCAACAACUUAUCAGCUGAAAAAGCAGAACACAAAGAAAAGCAGCUUAUAUUUUCAACAAAAAAGAAUGAUAGCAUUGGUUCUGAAGCUGCAACUAAUGGUAGCUAUGGUUUAAGAGAGAAUCCAAAGAAGACGUGGAGAAAGAGAAUUGCAGAUUCAAGUGAAGAUAGUUAUGUGUAUGACAAAUUCUGCAAAGAGUGUGGAAAAUGUUUUCACUCUUGGCAAGCUUUGUUCGGUCACAUGAAGUGUCAUUCAGAGAAAGAAAGAGUUUCUAACAGCUUGGAAGAUCAAGAUUCAUGGACUAAUGAUGCUAAAGAUGUUCAAUCUGAUAAUGAAAUCACUGCUCCAAAUAGGAAGAAAAGAUCAAAGAGAACAAGAACAAGGUAUAACAUGGUAGCUACUGCAACAGCUUCUUCUUCUGUUUCUGAGGUUGAACAUGAGCAAGAAGAAGUUGCUAUGAGCUUGAUUAUGCUUAGUAGAGAUGUUAGUCCUUGGAGUGGUCUUCAUUAUCUUGCUGCUGAAUCCUCUGAUAAUAAUUCUGUUUACUUUGAAGCUCGAUCUUCCGUUCGAACUAAUCUUGUUACUAAAUUUGAUGCUAAUAUUGCAAAGUUGAUGAAGCAAAGUGAGAACAAGAAGUAUGAGUUAGGCAAUUCUGUUUCCAAGAAUUUCAAGUUCAAAGGGAAAAGUUUAGAGAUUUUGGAUACUGAAAAAGGAUUCAAGAUGAUCAAAACUGGAGUUUCCAUCAAAGGGUUUCUCAAAUCCACAAAAUCUGAGCUUGAUUAUCUGUCUACAUUGGAAGAUUCAGAAGUUGAAAAUGGGAAAAGCAGAGUCAAUGGAACAGAAUCAGUUCUAUCAAAGUCAGCUACUAUAAGGAGUUCUGUGAACAACCCUCAUCAUGAUCAUGAAGAUGAAUUUAUCAAGAAUUUUAAUAAGAGAGGAAAGUUUGAGUGUACUACUUGUAACAAAAUCUUUCAUUCUUAUCAAGCUCUUGGAGGUCAUAGAGCUAGUCAUAAAAAGAACAAAGGGUGUUUUGCUUCUAAGAUUGAGAGCAGUGAAAACAGCAUUGAAUUUGAAACUGAUCUCUCCCAUCAUGAACCAACAACUGAAAGCAAGCUCAUGAAGAUAAGUGAUAACAUUGAAUAUGUUCAAAAUAUGGGAGAAAGAGAAACAGUUCGAGAUUCCAAGAAGAAGAUUAAAGGGCAUCAUGAGUGUCCAAUUUGCUUUAAGGUUUUUCAAUCUGGUCAAGCCUUAGGUGGACAUAAAAGAUCUCAUAUUGUUGCUACUGGUUCUGAGAGUAGAGUUGUACUUGAGGAACAAGUUCCACAGAUUAGGGACUUUCUUGAUCUUAAUCUUCCUGCUGCUACUGAGGAAGAAAGUAACAGUCAUGCUGAUUCUAACAGACCUUGGUGGAUAGUUGAAGGCAACCAUAAUCAAGAGGCACUGGUAGGGUAGGGACUCAUAUCUAGCUAAACUUCAUAAGAGUGAAUUUUUUUGGUCUUAACCCUUCGAUGCUCCUCGAGGGAACGGGGCCCACAUAAUCUGACGUUCGACCGAGAAGUAAGUAAAAAAUUGUUCGAGCGAGUCAGGAUUCAAAGUGAAGAUUUAAAACUGUAUAGAAAUAGUUCUGCAUUUAUUUCAUUCAUUCUUUACAGGAUUCAUGUAUUCUUCUCCCAAGGUAUUUCUGUUUUUUUCAUUUUAGAUUUUUUUUUUCAAGUAGUAAGUGAGAUGAACUUUCCUCCUUUUCUUUUCCUUUUUGUUUUUGGGAUUCUGUAUGUUAUAUUGAUAUUGGUACUUAGUUCAUAAUUUGUGCAUGACUAUUAGUGGUAAUGUUAGUUGUCAGUGUUUGAACUGUGAAACUAACUGAGAUGUCUACUUGGAACUUCUCUUAGAUACUAAAGGAAUAAAUUCUAACAAAUUUUGUGUAGUGUA